UUAGGUUGUUGAAUAGCAUUUUAAAAAAUGGAUCUAGUAUGUCAGAUAAAUUUGGAACGGUAGCGGUAUACUAUAGUAUUUUCGGUAUAAUACUAGAGAAGACUCGAGGCCAAAAAGACGGUAUCUAUAAUAAUAUUAUUGCUGGAACAAGCACGGGACUUUUAUAUAGAUCUACAAGUGGUCUUAGAAGUUGUGGCAUUGGUGGUCUGCUUGGCUUCAGCUUUACAACGAUUUACAGUUUUAUUUCAUCAAGGACUAAAAUUAUUGAGGAUAUAAGGGAAACUAUCAUCGAUUUCAAAAAUUGAUAACUAAAAACGUAUAUCACAGGUUUCCAAUGGCCCUCAAUCACAUCGAUGUCGUUCAACUACCUAUAAGAAAAUAUUAUAAUAUAUC
Messenger RNA from Acyrthosiphon pisum (pea aphid), 393 nucleotides. Its product is annotated as mitochondrial import inner membrane translocase subunit Tim23-like. NCBI's taxonomy places the organism in Eukaryota, Metazoa, Arthropoda, Insecta, Hemiptera, Aphididae. The transcript is spliced from 2 exons. The coding region runs from base 39 to 305 and encodes 88 amino acids. The record is from RefSeq and is a predicted model, not a curated record.